Entrophospora candida is the source of this 870-nucleotide messenger RNA. Lineage: Eukaryota; Fungi; Glomeromycota; Glomeromycetes; Entrophosporales; Entrophosporaceae. The record is from the annotation of a GenBank genome assembly.
AUGACAGCAAAUAGACCUGCCACUGCUGCCACUCCUGGCGUUGCUUCUGGAACGGGUAGAACUGCUACUGCUGGUACUGUUGGCGCUGCUAGAACGGCUAGACUUACCACUACUGCUGGUACUGUUGGCGCUGCUAGAACGGCUAGACCUACAAUUACUGCUACUGCUGGUACUGUUGGCGCUGCUAGAACGGCUAGACUUACCACUACUGCUACUGCUGGUGCUGCUAGAACGGCUAGACCUGCAAUUACUGCUAGUACUGUUGGUGCUGUUAGAACGGCUAGAACUGCAACUACCGCUAUUGUCGGUCUUCUUGGUGCUGCUAGAACGGCUAGACUUACCACUAAUACCACUGCUACUGCCGGUACUGCUAGAACUGCUAGAACUAUAACUACUCCUGCUGGUGUUACUAGACGUCGUAUUCUUAAGAAAAGAACAAACACAGAAAAAAACAGAGCUAAAAAAAGAAGGAGGAAAUUGAGAAAACUAAGACAACCUCGAGUAGCACCAUCAACAAAAAGAGUCAAAAUUGACGAUGAGUUUAACGAGGAUGUAUUCAAAUACAUUAGUCCGAUUUCACUCAUCGAAUCAAUUGAUUUGAAGCUCAAGCCUGAAAAAUAUCCAAGAUUCACGUUUAAAAAUCAGAAAAAAGCAAACACUUGGUCUUGUCAACUUAAAUUCCUCAAGAAAAAGUGGGUCUCUGAUAAUAAACCAGGCAAACAACCGGCGAAAAUCGAUGUUUGUAAAAAGGCAGUAAUGGAACUAUAUAAAGAUACGCCAGAGCUUUGUGUUGAUGUCAGAAAUGAGAUGCUUAAAUUGAAUAAUCGAGAAACAGAUACUAUGGUCACUUUAUUUAAAAAUAGUCAAUAA